AAUGUGACGAGUCGGCGCGGUGAGGACCUUGUGAAUAACGGUCCUACCUGUUUUGUUGCAUGGACAUUAUCGCCUGCUUCGAAACAUCCCAUAUAUCACAUCGCAUCACAUCCUAUGCAUUCAGCUUGAGCUUCAGGCUUAGGCUUAACAAUGGUGUAUGGCGAUCACAACCUGUCAAAUCCAACCUUGAAGCAAUCCAACGUUAACGUUUCCGAUCAUCAGAGCAUGUCCAAGAACCACAUCUCACCCAACCGUCGCAGGUUUCGGUCCAGAAGGAGGAAAACCACCGCUGCUUGCCCCCACUCAUCGGUCAACCUCCGCGCAUACGACGUCGACGGCACCAACAGUCCCUAUUACAAGGGUCUGACUGACCAUUCCCUUGCGAUUGUGAACACCAUACCCUCCUGUGCUCAACCUCAUCCUCACGCCCCUUCCUCCUACCUCCUUUCCAGUCCUUAUUACAAAGGCCUUACGGACUAUUCCCUUGUUAUUCGUCCCUGGACUCCUCACAACCAUCCUCUUCCUUUUCCCCACAACUCCCUCUCCUACACCCCUAGUCCUUACUAUGCAGGUCUUCUCACUCACUACACCCUUUUCUUUCAUGCACGCUCACUUCAACCUUCUUUCACUACAAACCUUCCAAACAUCAAGAACCCUACUUUGAAGGACUUGAUGCUCGAUCCUCAUCACGUUGGCUUUGUUACUCAAGAAACUGCUCAAGUUGGCAAUCAUGCAUUGGAGGAACUUGGGGAGAAAACUGCUGCUGUGGUUGAUCAAGAGAAUGACGUUGAUGUUGAGAUGGUGAUGACUGAAGAGAAGGCCUUGGGGGAGAGUGUAUUCGAGCAGGCUACUGAUGAGGUUGAGGGUGUGUCAGAAGAAGCAAUCUUUGAUACAAAGUUGAUGAGUGAUGAUGAUGUUGUUGAAGAGAAGCCAUUGGGGGAGAAAUCAUCGGAAACAAGCGAGAUGGAUUUGUGGAAGGAAGAGGAAGUGCAAGAAGUGUUGCCUCUUGUUUCAUCAGAAGCAGUUGUUGUUUCGUCUGAAUCUGAUUAUACAUGGGCAGCCAAAUACCAACCCAUGGCCUUGGAAGAGUUCAUCUGCAACAAAGACAUAGCAAGUCAACUCAAAACAAUGGUAGAAGGUGGUUGUGGGUGCAGCCACUUUAUAUUUGAAGGACCACCAAGCGUGGGGAAGAGAUCCAUGAUAAGGGCUAUGCUUGGAGAGGUAUUCGGCUCCGACAGGGUCCAGGUCGAAGAAGAAUAUAGAAACUUCAUUUUGAAGGGAGAAAUGAUUGAUAGUGUGCAAGUGCGCGUAAAGAAAUCACUCCAUCAUGUCGAGGUGAAUCUGUCAGAGACAAAUGGAUACGAAAAACAUGUAAUUGUUGAUUUAUUCAAGGAAACAUAUGGGCAGGUGAUAGAUAACUCGCAACCUUGUUAUCCAGAAAACUGCAAAGCAAUCGUUUUGUACGAGGCGGAGAAGCUGUCGAUAGAAUCGUUGUUGUAUAUUAAGUGGCUGCUAGAGAAGUACGAAGGGUGUAAUAAGGUUUUCUUCUGUUGCUCUGAUGAAUCUAAGCUUCAACCUGUGAAGCCACUUUGCAUCACUCUCCGCCUUUCAUCGCCAUCAACCCAAGAGCUAGCUACGAUUUUGGAAAACAUUGCAAAAGCAGAAGGAAUACAGUUAUCACGCCACUUGAUCGAUACCAUAAUUUUGAGGUCCAAGAACAACCUACGCCAGGCCAUUCGUUCGUUAGAGGCCACUUGCCGAAAUAGGGAUGCUGUCAAAGAGAACGACGUGAUUCUAACUGGUUGGGAACAAGAUAUUCUGGAUAUUGCCAAAAAAAUAAUCCAAGAACAAAGUCCACGACAGCUGUACGCCAUUCGUAGAAAGCUACGAAGUCUUAUGAGCCAUGAUGUUCCUCCUGAGUUUAUUUACAAGUCUUUGGUACCAGAAUUAACCACUCUUGUUCAUCACUCGCUACGCCCAGGGAUUGCCAAACUCGACAGGGACUUCAUGAGACCCAGUGAAAUCAAAUUUGAAACCAUGAAGCAGCACUUCUGUCAUGUUCCAAAACAGUCCGAAUCUGAUGAGAAGAACACUGAUUCAACAAAAAAGAAUGCCUUAACUUACUUAAAAGUAGAAGAGUUUAUAGCGAAAGUGAUGAGCUGGUACAAGAAUUGGUCUGAAAAAGACAGUAAGCUGUAGCGCGUGCAGCAACAAGUUGUGUCUGUUAAAUAUGAACCCAAUAAUGAUAAUCAUUGUCACGAAAAUGUGGCAAGAACACCUUUUUACACAGCAAUAUAUGU
Messenger RNA from Vigna umbellata (rice bean), 2300 nucleotides. The record is from RefSeq and is a predicted model, not a curated record. NCBI's taxonomy places the organism in Eukaryota, Viridiplantae, Streptophyta, Magnoliopsida, Fabales, Fabaceae.